UCCAAGCACAAGGGUAGAAACCAUCCUGGACCAGGCAGGUCAUCCCCAUACAUAACUAACUCCUGAAGCUUCAACUAAGGAGUUGAGAUCGCUUUUUUCUGCACACCAAAACAGUAGGCAAGGAAAAAUCGUAUCAGAAAAUCACAAUGUUAUCACAUUCUGCCCUGGUCAAAGAGAGGAAACAAGCAGCAUCAGCCAUUAUGGAUGAAAUACACAGAAAUGUUUCGCCCAGCUUAGACCUUGGGAAAAAAGUCAGCACCCCCAGAGACAUCAUGGUAGAGGAACUGUCAACACUCAGCAACAGGGGAGCAAGACUCUUCAAGAGACGUCAGCGGAGAUCUGACAAAUACACAUAUGAAAAUUCUCAUUAUAUAGCAAACAAGCCAAGAAUUCGUGGAGAAACCAUGCAGAGUGUUAAAAUGGAUGGCCUCAGCGUGGACGGAAUUCCCCAGCAUGCCCCAAUGACACCUCCUAAUACACCUGAUCCCCGGAGCCCACCACACCCUGACAACAUUGCCCCAGGAUAUUCUGGACCACUGAAGGAAAUUCCUCCUGAAAAGUUCAACACUACUUCCGUGCCAAAGUAUUAUCAGUCUCCCUGGAUAGAAGCCAUUAGGGAUGACCCAGAGCUACUGGAAGCUUUAUAUCCUAAACUUUUUAAACCUGAAGCAAAGCCAGAACUGCCUGACUACAGGAGCUUUAACAGAGUUGCCACUCCCUUUGGUGGUUUUGAGAAAGCAUCAAAGCUGGUUAAAUUCAAGGUACCAGACUUUAAUCUACUGAUGCUAAAUGAUCCCAGAUUCAUGAUCCUUGCAAACCCUCUUGCUACCAGAAGAUCCUUCAAUAGGACUCCUAAAGGAUGGACAUCAGAGAAUAUUCCUGUAGUGUUCAUUCAGCCUUCAGAUUCCGUUCAGCCCUCAGAUUCCAACAAUGUUCCAGAAACAGAGGAUCUGUGAGAGAAGCUGCACUCUGCAUCAUACAAAAUACUGAAUGCUGCACAUCCAUGUAUUUUUGGUCCAAAUAUUACUAAAGGCUACUGACAAUGCUUUUCCUUGGCAGCUGGGGUACAAAUAAUAAUGCCUGAUGCAGUGUCUCUUUUCUGGCACACAGUUUCACCUGUAAACACACUAUAAAUAAAGCAAU
Molecule: messenger RNA, 1143 nt
Organism: Dryobates pubescens (Downy woodpecker)
Lineage: Eukaryota; Metazoa; Chordata; Aves; Piciformes; Picidae
Gene: MYOZ2
Product: myozenin 2
Exons: 6
Coding region: 147-956 (269 amino acids)
Cellular component (GO): actin cytoskeleton; Z disc
Molecular function (GO): actin binding; telethonin binding; FATZ binding
Source: RefSeq, a predicted model, not a curated record